CUGGGAAGUUCGGCCUGGGGAGAGCGGUUGAAUGUGUGCCUGUGCGCAGGGAGUGCGAGUUAUGUGGGAUUUAAAAGCAAAGGUGGCCUGGAAGAGGAGGGAGGGUUGAGUGUCUGCUUUCUGUGUGACUUAGUGAUGAAGUCCUGGGGAUGGUAUAUAUGUAGGAAGUGGGGGAACUGAGUUCAGCUUAUGGAAACUUGCAAGGGGCUCAACAGAGAGAAACUGAUGCUAGAGGUUCAGGCAGCAAGGAAGGAUGUGUCUUUUGUGACUGGUGUGUAAGCCUGACUACAAGCAUAACAUUUAGGGUGAGCCUGUGGAGGCUGGAGGGCUCUAUCUGUGAGGGACAAGUAGGAGACUGUGAUGGCUUUGUCUGCAGAAGACAUGCAAGCUCCAGCUGUGGGAGAAUACGUGGGGCUGGACACGUAGAUGGAGUAGGUGGUGGCUGUCAUGUUAGGUAUUCAGUCUGUAAAAGCCUGCCUAGAGAGAGAUGUGCUUAUGUGGUUCAGAGAACCAGAAGGACUUGGCAUUGAUAUUUGGGCUCAUGUCACUGAUUUAGAGGUUCAGCUACUUGAAGACAUUGGGGUGGAACUGGCAGUCUGGUCUGGUGGAAAUUUAGGAGCUGACAAUUUAGCUGUAGGUAUGAGGGACUUCAGGCAUUGCUUUUGCUCACACUGAGAGUGGGAUUCCAGCAUCAGCUAGAAGUGAUUGAAAAGAGGGAGUAUGUGUAUGUGCUCUUGUAUUUAUGUUUGAACACACACCCACUGGAAAACAAUGUGCAAAUGAAACGUGCCAACCAUCUAAUGGACUGUUUAGGCAGCACAUUGUUAUGAUUUCUCAUUUGUGGGGGAAAAAAGUAAUCGCUUGCAACUUUCUCAGUGACGUGAUAGGGUGAAGAUUGGUAGUUGCAUAUCAGAUUUGUUGCCACACUGUCACUACUCUGUUCAGUUGUGAAAGUGUUGAUGCAGUUACAAUUACAGGUUGGAUGGGGCUUUGGGCAACCUGGUCUAGUGGAGGGUGUCCCUGCCCAUGGCAGGGGGGUUGGAACUAGAUGGUCUUUGAGGUCCCUUCCAACCCAAACCAUUCUGUGAUUCUAUGGACUAUGUUGGACCUGUUUAUGAAUCAGCUCCUGAGUCACUGCAAUUUUCCGUCCAGCUGAUAAAGGAGUGUCCACAAAAGGAAAUUUAAGAACAAGCUAUUUGCCAAAAUGUCAAAGAAGUAAAACUGAGCUAAAGGUGCCUGUAGCUGUUGCUUCUGUUUCCAUGGAUCCUGUUAGAAGCACAGGAGACCUCACAGGGCAGCAGGUCACUAAUGAAGGAGGAAUCAAGAGUGCUUCUUUAAAGGAUUUGUGUCCUGAGGACAAGAGACGCAUUGCAAACUUAAUUAAAGAACUUGCCAGGGUAAGUGAAGAAAAGGAGGUGACAGAAGAACGGCUGAAAGCUGAACAGGAGUCAUUUGAGAAGAAGAUCAGACAGCUAGAGGAACAGAAUGAACUUAUCAUCAAGGAAAGGGAAGCUCUGCAGCAGCAGUACAGAGAAUGCCAGGAACUUUUGAGCCUCUAUCAGAAGUACCUAGCUGAGCAGCAGGAAAAACUAUCACUCUCCCUUUCUGAACUCAGUGCUGCCAAGGAACAGGAGCAGAAGGUAUCCAGUAAGAAGAGCUUAUGCCAACAACCAUCUUUGGAGCUAGAUUGUUCCUACUUGGGUAUUGGGCGACCUCAAACUUUUUAUAAGAACAGUAGACCAUCAAAGCCUGCAAGCCCAGCCCGUGCUGCUUUGUCUCAGCCUUGCAGGAAUAAUCAUGGUUGCAGGACUGAAAUCCAUUACAACCAUCGGGAGUGUCUAAAAGAAUAUCCGGUAGAAAAUAGCUUGCACAGAAAGUGUAACAAUAUGAUUUCCCCAGCCAAGCAGAGGAGCCCUCAUCGUGUAAAACCAGCUCAAGAGAUGGACCAGACAACAAAUGAAUUUCAGAGCACAUGCCGUGUGAAUCACGGUUGUGCCUGUGGGCAUGUGGGGAGCUCAGGGAGCGUGCAAGAGAGCCCCCAUGUCGGCCAGGUACUUAGAAGACACUCUGGGCCAGUUCACAAAACCUGCGAUUAUUCCAGGCGCUCUCAAGUUUCUGGGCUGAAUGACAGCGUGGACUCAGGGGCUAAAGAAACAGAGCAGGCUAAAAGGUUGUAUGAAGAAAGAAGGCAGAAGCUGCUUCUCCAGAAAAUGGAGCUGGAAAUUGAAAAGGAACGACUCCAACAUUUGUUGGCUAAGCAAGAAGCAAAACUGCUCCUAAAACAACAGCAACUACACCAAUCCCGGAUGGAUUAUAACAGAGGCCACGUACCUGGCUCAGAAGAUGUGCCCAUUGAUGAAGCAGCUGGAGAACUUGCUCUGAUGAUGAACAGCAACAGCGUGGGGCUAAGCGUACCAGUGUUGAAAUGUGAAGAUUAUUUUCCAAGGACACCUCCAGUGAGCAAAACCUCCAGAACACCAGGCAGCAGUGGUGGUAGCAGUUUGGGGAAGAAAGUGGUUGGUUUAGGUGCAAACGUGAAAGAUGGACAAACCCUUCUGAUGCAAACCAAGAGGGAAGGCACCAAGUCAAGGAAAGGGACAACUUCAGGACCUAGGAAGGAUGCAGCCACAUCUCCUGUGCUGAUAGGCAGCAGCAAAGACCUUGCAACCACAGCCACAUCACCAGUCCAGCAUGACACUUCACGGUAUGAAGCCUGUCUUCUUGACCUGGUUGAAGGUAUGAGUCCAAUAUCUGCCCGAGGACACCUCUGCAGAGAAUCUUGUGACAGGAACAAAAGGCACACCCCUCGUCACGUGAGCCACAGGCCGUCAUCUUGGUACCAGACCCCUCGCAGCUCCAGAAGCAGAGCAGAUGAGCUGGAGGAGAGCCGGCUCCUCGAGGAGAUUUUCUUCAUUUGACACACCUCAUUGGUCUACAGCCCUUAUGUAGAAUUUUUAGGACCUUUAUAUUGCUGAUUUGUUUGUGUUAAAGUACCAUUUAUAAAUUAUUUGAGUGACAACUGCUUGUCUUCCAUCUUCCAAACCAUAGCUAAUUAGCAUCCAGUUUCAUUUUGGAUUUAGUGUAAUCAUGGUGCAAGAACAUUGUUGGGGUAGACCAAUCAGAAAGUGUUAACUUUUUUUCUUAAGUCUUUCAUGUGCCAAGUAAUCAGUCUAAAAUAGAAUUUUUUUUAAUCUACAACAUUUUCUCAUAGAUUGAAGUGACAGUUUUGCCAGCCUCAUAUCGGAAGUAUAUUUCAUUAUCGAUUUUUAGCUCUAAAGCAGUUUGCAAGAACUGCCUAACGUUCAAGAACGACCACGUUAAAAGUAGAUUAUUUUCUAAUUAAACAAGUCUAUUUAAAACCUGGCAUAUUAUAAAGGUACAAGCACUUUAGUACUUUUUUCAGUGAUUUUAUGAUCUGCUUUUUCCUGCAACAUUCUGAUGUUUAACACACUGGGUUUUUAUGGGGUAUAUCGUAAUCUCAGCUAUACAGUGUCUAAUAACAUUAAUAGACGAUGUUGCAGGUUGAUGUAUUUGGCAACCGUUUGAAAUAUAUUCCUCUCUAAAUCAGUGCUAUUUGACAGAGUUUAUGUGCUGGGUAACCUAACCCUGAAAUAGCAGAACACAGUCAGACCUUGUAGUGGUCCAAAACCUAUUUGAUGUACUGUUCAAGAUGAAAUAUAUAGUAGUGGUAGUAUAAGAACAGUCUUAAGACAUUUUCACUAACUUGCACUAUUUUGAUCCUGUAUCCAGGCUCCAUUGUAAAUAAGACAAAUCAGUAAUUAUUUCCACUAGCGGCUCACAAUGCACAUUUCCCUGCCGACUUUAAUUAUUCAUGCUGUAUCUAUUUCAGUUUAUUUAAAUGCACUUCCAUCUACUGCAUGUAGUUGGUUAUUUAAAGAAAUGUGCCGAAUUGGUAAAAAUGACUGCAGAUUACAGGAUUAAUGGUCAUUUUCUCCACAAUGCAGUGUUCAUAUUUUAUUGUAACAGUAGCCACCGGCACGUGUUCCUAGAAAUAUGAGGCUAAAAUACUCAUUCUGCACAGUAAGAUUGCAGCAAGGGAAAGGUAGAAUUGAGCCAGAAUGGGCAAGUUCUAGGCCAUUUUCCCCCAAAACGCCAUUUUGUGGGCCAGUACAGCUUUUCUGACAGUCUCUUUAGGCAACUCUGCUUAUCUUAACGGCAGCGAGUUGCUGUACCAAUCCUUGGGGUAUCGCUGCUGCCUGCCUCCUGCACACUCACUCCUGUGCAAUGUUUGGUGCUCCGCAAGGAGCUAGCAUGGCUUGGCAAUGAGGCCCGCGGUGCGUCUCUGAUGAGAGCAUCAGUGCAGGAUAUCUGGCAUGUGCCCCUGGCAGCACUGUGCUCUUACAGCAAUGAAACAAAAGGAGAAUGAAGGGGAAGAUACACCUCGGGUUUCUCUGAGCUGUUUCAUUCAGGCGCAGCCUUAAUCACAAGUUAGGUGAUAUCCUUUUCUUGCACCCCAGAUGAAUUUUAAAAGCUGCUUGGAGGAGCUUAAAGGAGGGCAGCAGCAUUACUGGACCAGAAAAUAACUACUGUGGUCUGUCCUGCUGUCAGGGAAGUAUUGUAGUUCUUUCCAUUAUGUCUAUCUGCUGUUGAAUGUCCCUCUUGUUCUGCUCCGUGAGCCUGCCAAGGCACAGGUUUCUGCUUAAAGCCCCAGAGAUGUAUUUGGUGUCCUGACCCACGUAUAGCACGUGGGGAAAUAGGUUUUCUCAUUCUGCUGGCUGAGAAGUCAGCUUCUUUAAGAGGGCAGGAAAAGGGAAGAGAAAAACGUACAAAGAGGAGCAGGAAAACCAUGAAGAUACUACCAUCACAUAGAUCUUACGAUUUUGGGUUGGGUUUUGGUGUUUUUUUAGUUUUGUUGGGGUUUUUUUGUGAUAAGGUUUGGCAUUUAUAAAGAAACAGUUCUGUGAUUUCAGUCCCAUUGCUUCUCUUCUCUUUUCCAGUCUGACUGAAACUUUAAUUGCCUUUUCUAAUAAGUGCUAACUGACCUUUUGAAACAGCAAAAAAAUACAUGUGUAUCUCUUGAAAGGUACCUUUGUGUACCCAGUCGAGAACACUGCGUGGGAGCAUUCUGUUCUUUGGUGGUUUGUGGGUGCUAAUAUUUAACUGCUUUAGGAUUCCUUAUGAUCUAUUUUGUUCAUUAACAAUUCUAAUUCUGAUAGUGACUUCUGAUUUGAAUCUAUAUUUUGGUAGUAGCUCUUUUUAAAAGGACAUCGUCAGGGCUGUGGGCUCUACACUCAAGGUGCUGUCCAUCAAUCAGAGGUACACGGGAAGCGUACCUUUACAAAGCCAAGAAUUUUAGAAUUAAGGCGGUUGAAACGUCUGAUGGGUGAAGGCUGUGACAUGUGGAUGAAGAAACAAAAGCUAUUAAUUUGGUAGACCCUGUGAAAAAUGAUUUUUUAUAAUGCUGGCUCUUGCUCUAGUUAUCAAGAGUACAUUAGGAAUAGUGUUUAGCAGUCACUGCAAGCAAAGAUAUUUUGCCAUGAGGCACUACAAAGUUGAAGUUAUUAAAACAUUUAUAGCCUUAGAAAAAAAAUCAAUGAUUGUCAAAUAGGAAAGGACAAAAUCAGUAGUUGGGACUGGGAGGGGAAUUGUUUUCCAUCUGCUAAAACAGUAGAGGAAAUGCAAAAAUUAAACUAGCAAAAGCAAUCACUUGACAGUGUCCUUUUAAGUUUCAGCUCCUAUAUUAGGAAGUUGCCGCUGGGGAGUUAGUCCAGCCGUAGAUUGUUUGUCCAGAGUGUUCCCAGUUAAUAUGCUUCAGCUGUGUUUUACAUGAAGCUUUGUGGAGUAACAUGGCUUCUGCUAAGGCUCCUACCCAUGCCUUCACUUUGUGUUCUUCCCGAGUGGCUUGUACACACACACACACAUACACACACUUGCCGAGUGUUUGUGUAGUCGUUGUUUCUGUGCACCUUGCACGCCGUGGACCUGUAGCGAUCAGACUUUUUCCACUUCUAGCCUCUCCAGUCUCGCUGUUGAAUCCUACCUUGAGCAUAUAUUUAUGUAUGUAACUGAGGUCUUAAUCUAAUAAAUUAUCUGGGGGUUUCGUUUAAUCUUCCAGAUCUUUAUUGACU
Molecule: messenger RNA, 6089 nt
Organism: Grus americana (Whooping crane)
Lineage: Eukaryota; Metazoa; Chordata; Aves; Gruiformes; Gruidae
Product: KIAA1328 ortholog
Exons: 10
Coding region: 1260-2918 (552 amino acids)
Source: RefSeq, a predicted model, not a curated record